AUGGACGACGACACGCAGAGGCUGUUCCAGAGGGUGGCUGGGAAACUGGGCUGGACCAAGCCUGGAGGACUGGACGCCACAGCGAGGGAGCUGCUGAGGAGUGUGGGGAAGAGUGAGCAGGUGGUGCCGGGACGGGCAGGCUCUGGGAAACAGAGGGGUGAUGCCAGUCCUCCUGCAGUGCGGCCCCCCACCACUAGGCGGCAGCUCCCCAGUGAGCAGGCGCUGAGCUCUGACAGCGAUGGCAGCUUUGAUGACUAUCUGAGCCGUCUGCACACACCCAAGCUGAAGCCGUUAGCGUCCCUGGGGGAUGGCAGUGACGACAGGGCACCCCGGGCAGCAGCCCUGGACAGCAGCACCCGGGAUCUGUUUCAGAGGGUGGCAGGGAAGCUGGGCUGGUCCAAUCCUGGAGGACUGGAGUCUGCGGAGCAGGAGCUGCUGAGGAGUGUGGGGAAGAGUGAGCAGGUGGUGCCAGGACGGGCAGGCUCUGGGAAACAGAGGGGUGAUGCCAGUCCUCCUGCAGUUCAGCCCCCCACCACUAGGCGGCAGCUGUCUGACAGUGAGAGUGAGGGGGGCAGCACCUCGGAGAAGGAGACGGAGAACGAGCAGCGAAGGGGCCCCAGUGAGCAGGUGCUGAGCUCUGGCAGCGAUGGCAGCUUUGAGGACUUCCUGAGCCGUCUGCAGACACCCAAGCCAAAGUCCUCGGUUUUACUGGGGGGCAGCAGUGACAAUAGUCUGCAACACUUCAUCGUCAGCGACGGCUCCUCGGGGGAUGACUUCGUCACGGAGAAGAAGAAGCUGCCCCAUAUCAGAGGGCACCGGCGUACCCCGGCCAGCCAGCCCGCCGCGAGACGCCCCCCUUCCUGGAGGGAGCGUCCCAUCUUCCUCAGCGACAGCGAUGACGAGGGCGGGGCAGGCCGGAUCACCUGGGGCUCUCGGAAAGGCGGGGUGCCUCAGCGCCUCAACUCCGCGGGGCUAGAGGAGGAGGAGCAGCAGCAGCAGCAGGCGGUGAAGCCCAAGUCCACGCCCUCCGCUCCCGCCCCCUCCAGGAGGGCGCAGAGCGAGACGGCCCAGCCGCCCCGCCUCGACAGCUCGGACAGCUCCAACGAGGAGUUUGAAUCUCUGCUGGCGAGGAUCAGGAAGAACCGCGGCGUAGGAGUCGGCAGCACACACACCCCGCCUGCAGCCAGCAAGGAGCCCAAGCCCUGUCUCUCCUUGCCACCCGCAGGAGGCCAGGGGAGUCGGCCAGCGGAGAGGGCGGCACAGCUUGAGGUGACCCCAGUGCACCCGACGGUCAAGCGCCCUGUAGUGAGCCAGACCGAGCCCCGGGCAGCUAACAGCAAAAGAAUAGUGCUGUGCAAGACCCCUGGCUGUUUCCUGGAGUCCCUGUCCGACCCCCGUUCCUCCUAUGUCAGGGGCUUCAAGCAGACCCGGCAGGAGCUGAGCCAAAAACUGUAUCAGCUCUACAACAGCACUGUGUUCGACAGCAAGCUCCCCGCCAUGUCGGUCAUCUGGAAUAAGAAGAUGCGGAAGACGGCGGGGUACUGCGUAACGGGACAGCAGCAGGGCCAGCGCUACGCCCGAAUCGAGCUCUCCGAGAAAGUCUGCGACUCUGCAGAGCGCCUGAGGGACACCCUGGUCCACGAGAUGUGCCACGCGGCCACCUGGAUGAUCAACGGCGUGCGCGACGGUCACGGCCAGUUCUGGAAGAUGUAUGCCCGCAAGGCCACUGUGGUACACCCUGAGCUGCCCGUGGUCACCCGCUGCCACAGUUAUGACAUCAACUACAAGUACCAGUACCAGUGCAGCCGGUGCAAGAACACGGUUGGCCGGCACUCCAAGUCGCUGGACACGCAGAAGUUUGUGUGCGCGCUCUGUACCGGUCAGCUGGUGCUGCUGACUCCCGCCAAGUCCAGAGGCGCCACCCCCUUCGCCACCUUCGUGAAGGAGCAUUAUGGGACAGUGCGGCAGGAGCUGCAGGGGCAGGGUCACGCGGAGGUCAUGCGAAAACUCAGCGCCGACUUUGCCAAGACGCGGCUUGCUGACCCCUGCGGCCCCGAGCACGUGAGACAACGCCAACCCUGCAACACGCGCACAUAAGACGCGCAAGCUGGACGCAAACAGUGUUGGCAUUAGUCAGUGCUUUUGAAAUCCAGCCUUGUUUUUAAACUGUGAAAUAUAGCGUUAACUCCAGGAGUCUGCAGUAGACAGAUUAUGCUGCUUGGACGGAAGUUAACGUUGUCAGGACUGCAGGACAGGAGGUGCCACUAGUGGGUUAACAGUCCUGCCUUUUUAAUUCUGUUAGUCCAAAGAAGAAUUGGCAAACUGGGGAAUUCAGGUCUUAACUAACCCAACUGUUCCCAUUCUGUGCUGAAAGUACUCGUCACACAGUACAGGGGGCAGCACAUCUUUGCUCCAGGGCAGGGGUAAUCAAUUUCAGUCCUCCAGUGCUCCAUUUACCUCUGGUUUACAUUCCAUCUCGGAGCGCAAUGGUUUGAUUGAGCUAAUUAAAAAGUCAGAUGAACUGGUUUACAGGUUUCAAUGUGGUGCUAAUUGAAAUGUACGUCUAGAAAGGGGCAUCAAACUCAGUUCAUGGAGGAGCCAGUGUCUUCUGGAUUUUAUUCCAUCCUAGUCUGGUCUAUCAGACAUUUAACUGUUAAACCUUCCACCCUGAAAAUAAGUCUUAUAGGUAACUGUACAUUCAUUGGAGUGCAUUAUUUUCAGUAAUCACCUGUAAAAGACUUGAAGAAAAAUCCUUUUUAUGUCCAAUUAAGAAAAUAAGUGUUUAAUUGACUGACUGCACAGGUUUGACGAAAAACCAGAAGACACUUAGCUGUCCAGGAAGUUUCUGACAUCCUUGUUCUAGACCCUGCAGAAAACCCAGCACUCGAGGUCUUGUAGGUGCCUACCCCUGCUCUAGAGCCUAGUGUUCACGGUAGCUGGAUACACACACACCAUACCUCUGCCAGUCAGCUGGUCCUAAUGCACUUCAGUAGCUCCUAAGGAGAACACAGUUUACAAAUUCAGCUCUAUACAGAGUGCAGCAUGGAGUGAGUUGAAAAUGUUUAGUAUCCUGUCUUGUAGCAAUGCAGCAAUUCUGCUCCAUAUAACAAUAUGUCCACCCCUGCAUGAAUUCUGAAACCUAUGAGUUAGUUUGCACUUGGGUCAUUAUUGCUAACAAGUCUGUGACUUGCAUCAAGAAUUAAGUGCAGGUUACUUUUUUGAUAUUCUGCCUCUAGUGACUGCCAAGAAAUCCCAGAUAAUACUUCAGCAGCUACAGUGAGCAUACGGUCAAAACUGGGAGUUAAACUACAGCAGUAGUUGCAAACAGUUUGAGUUUUCCAGCGAAACAUUGCUUUCAAAAAGUGCAAAGCCACCAUGAUGCAUUGUUGCCGUCUGUAACAACUGAUCCAGGAGCGAAACGGAACCAUUGUCCUGAAGCACUCGAAGGGAAAGAGGUUUUGAUUUCAUGUAGAUCAAUAAUAUUGUUGUUAUGAAUGUAAACUGUAGGUUCUGUCAAAUUAUGUGAUGUCUGUUCUUAUGAGUGUUCUUAUUGUUGGCCUGUUCCUAUUGGGAACGGAUAACUCUUAGAUGUGUCUCUGUACAUUUUAGUAGUGUUGAACUCCAAUAAAGAUCUCAAUUUUUUAAAUU
Molecule: messenger RNA, 3648 nt
Organism: Lepisosteus oculatus (spotted gar)
Lineage: Eukaryota; Metazoa; Chordata; Actinopteri; Semionotiformes; Lepisosteidae
Source: RefSeq, a predicted model, not a curated record